Molecule: messenger RNA, 3076 nt
Organism: Portunus trituberculatus (swimming crab)
Lineage: Eukaryota; Metazoa; Arthropoda; Malacostraca; Decapoda; Portunidae
Exons: 3
Coding region: 1051-2847 (598 amino acids)
Source: RefSeq, a predicted model, not a curated record
GCUUUUUAAUUUAGCUACCUCUUCCGUUAUUCAAUCUCAUAUCAGUUCAUUUCAGCUGUUUUUUUUUAGUUUAUUAUUGCUCUUGUUUAGAAUAGGCAGUCACAGUGUUAGUUAGAGUAUGUAGUCAGUCAGAAUAUACAAAGCUCUUUAAUCUAGCUACCUCUUACGUUAUUCAAUCUCAUAUCAGUUCAUUUCAGCUGUUUUUGUCUAGUUUAUUAUUACUCUUGUUGAGAAUCGGCAGUCACAGUGUUAGUUAGAGUAUGUAGUCAGUCAGAAUAUACAAAGCUCUUUAAUCUAGCUACCUCUUCCGUUAUUCAAUCUCAUAUCAGUUCAUUUCAGCUGAUUUUUUUAGUUUAUUAUUGCUCUUGUUUAGAAUAGGCAGUCACAGUGUUAGUUAGAGUAUAUAGUCAGAAUCUACAAAGCUCUUUAAUCUAGCUACCUCUUCCGUUAUUCAAUCUCAUAUCAGUUCAUUUCAGCUGUUUUUGUCUAGUUUAUUAUUACUCUUGUUUAGAAUCGCCAGUCACAGUGUUAGAGUAUAUAGUCAGAAUAUGCAGAUUUCUUUAACCUAGCUGCCUCUUGUAUCAGUUCUCUAUAUUUUUAUUUUCAGUUUGUGUUUUUUUAAAGUUUUCAUUAUCAUUACUCUUGUUCAAAAUGUAUAGCCAGUCACAGUGUUAGUUAGAGUGUAUAUUGAGUCAGAAUAUACAAAGCUCUGUAGUCUAGGUGUCUCUUUUCUCAUAGUCAUUUGUAAGUUGAGAUGAAUGACGUAAGAAAAAGUGUGUGACGUCAUCAGCUGAACCCAGACCGAGACCUUUUCCCUUCCCUUCAUGCAGAUGCUGGCAAAACACUAUCAAAACCCUCGACUCCCUUGAAAAUAAAUCCCAGAGCACCACUUCAAGGGCCUCGAGGUGACUCCCGGUGCUAAACGCCUAUCAGAUCCCCCGACUCCCUUGAAAACACGUCACAGAGCACCACAUCAAGGGCCUCGAGCUGACUCCCGGUGCUAAACGCCUAUCAGAUCCCUCGACUCGCUUGAAAGACCAGAUUCUCGCUAUGCCGCCUCUCAAAACUAUACAGCAGCUGAAGACACUAAGUACAUCUGCUCUUACCAACUUUCUCGCCAGCGCCUUCGUGAAGAUUGUAGGAGGAGACCCGAUUGUGAGGAGGAUUGUGGGUAAGAAGAGCUUUAAAGGAAAGAAGAAAUGCAGUUUGAAGCCACGGUCACCAAACAAACCACACACCACCCCCAGCAGCGGUGGUGGUGACAGUAGCGUCCUCACCACCGCACACACCGCCUUGCAAGUGACACGCAUACAGCAAUACCUAGGCGAGGGGGUCCCCAAGGAUACCCGGGAGUCCUUACUGCACCAAGUCCUUUUAGAAGUGACGGAAGCGCUGACAAGACCACGGAGGGGGAAGAAACAUGAUGUGGGGUUUGAAAUGAGGGUUCAGCGUCUUCACCGCGCCCUCAGCCACACACUAGACACCCUGCUAGGCUCACACGUAGCUACUCUUGACCUGACGCCCAUACAGCACCAGGUCCUGAAGUGGCUGUCAACUUGUAGGCUCAAUAACCGCGAUCCUAAAGCCACGGGGAGUCUAACCACAGCUAGACUCGAAAACAUGAUGCUAGUUGUCUUAGGAGAGAACGUGAGCAGAUUAGCUAGUCUCUCCACACUCAUCUGGCCUCAUUUAGUCACUGGUGAGGCUAUCAAGCUCAUAGGAGGUCACUGCAGGUCACUAAAACGCCUCGAACUUGCUUGUAACUGCGAGGCCACCUUUGCUAUGAAUUAUGUGAAGGAGGACCCAGAGUUUGCGAAGCAGGAAAAGGCUCUGGUUUCCUCCCUAGGGGCUCUAUAUGACCGUGCCCCUGGGGAUUUCAGCGGUACAAAGCCUGGGGGGUGUCCUAAGCUGAAAAAACUAAUACUGCCACGCUUAGAUGAUGAGGAUGGAGGGCUGGCAAUGCAUGUCACACGCGCGCUUUGUCAUUUACGCGGGCUGGAAUCGAUCACUGGCGCUCCGAUGUUGGUCUCCCUCUCACAGCUUCGGCAGGAGAGAAACGCCCCUUCCAGCCUCUCCCUGAAGCAUUUAAGCGACAUAGACACGUACAAUAGACGCCCCGUGCCUGACAUGCAGUACUUGACCCAAAUCGUACCGAAAUUAACGACUAUUGAGGUUAUUAUGAGUGAAAAUGUUACAGUUGCCGUGCUGAAUGCCUUCCCGUCAGCCACCUCCCUCAGCCUCACCCUCCCAGAUUUCUACCUUUCAGCACGCCGCUACAAAAAUCUGCGCCAUUUAGACAUUAAUUUAGAGUUCCAGGUAGCUUGGCCAUUACUCCAGGCGUUGAGCAAGGGGAGAAUACCUUUGGAAACCCUUACAAUUCGCCAUUCCACGUUUCAAAUGGGCUUAGACAGCUGUACCAAUGAAAUAUCAAUCCUAGCCCCUGUUCGUCUGCCAAGUCUGACAUCUUUUACCCUCAUUCGCUCCAGUUUUAUUGAGUUUAAUGCCCUGAAAACCCUCAUGUCUGGGACCCCUAACCUCAAAAACCUCACUUUGACCCUGACUGAUGAUAGAAAUUACAUGGUAGACGAACUAAAUGAUUCCUUAGUUAAUGUUAUUGCUCCCUUCCUUCCCUCCCUCACAUUCUUCACAGCGGAGUGUCAAUAUAAGACAAAUUUAUAUAACCAGCCUAAUUGCGUGCUGACAAUGGCCGCUGUGGAGAUGCUGUGUGAUAAAUGCCCUCUUUUGAAGUUCAUUGGCCAUUUAGAUGUGUGGGAUGUGACGGAGGAGGAAGUGAAAAGGCUAAAUGACUGGGUGAAAAGGAAUAAUUAUGAUUUACACGUUGUUUAAAGAAAUAUGGAGGAAGGAAAGUAAGUAUAAGACAGGCUAUGGAGAAGAAUGUAAUAAAUAGAUAUAGAGAAAGGGAGAGAUGAGAUAGGCUGUGUCAAAUAAUGGAAUAAAUGAUAAAAAGGAGAUAGAAAUAAGAUAGGCUAAUGGAGAAGAAUGCAAUAAAUAUGGAGAAAUAGAUAUGAGAUUAGAUAAUAAGAAAAGAAUAGAAGAAAAAAAAAAGAAAGAAUAA